Messenger RNA from Betta splendens (Siamese fighting fish), 3385 nucleotides. RefSeq names its product leucine rich repeat and Ig domain containing 1b (gene lingo1b). The coding region runs from base 299 to 2170 and encodes 623 amino acids. The record is from RefSeq and is a predicted model, not a curated record. Gene Ontology annotation, cellular component: plasma membrane. Gene Ontology annotation, molecular function: protein binding. The transcript has 2 exons. NCBI's taxonomy places the organism in Eukaryota, Metazoa, Chordata, Actinopteri, Anabantiformes, Osphronemidae.
CCCCUCCCUCUUCCUCUCUGUCUCUGCUAGGUGCAGCAUGUAUGUGAGCGUGUGUGAGCCAGCCGAGCUGCCCGUGUGUUUACAUGUCAGCCUAUCAGUGCUGCUGGAUUUAGCGCAUCUGGAGAGGACGGAGGCAUUUCUCAAAUGCCCCUCAGACGACGGAUCCUCAUCGCUGCACGAACCCCGUUUUUCCGUCUGAAUCUAGACUGUUUUCAAUCCCGCAAUUCUGUCUCUGUGCUUUCGGAGGCAUUUUGAAUUUCCUUGGCAACAUGGAGCUGCCUGAAUUAGAAUUCUCUGCAUGACAGUCCUGGUAAGCAGUAGGAUGGUGUCUGGGGAGGCAGGGGGGCACAGCUACUUGGUGGCGUGCUGGCAGCCCAUCCUGAUCCUGAUGCUGGGCACCGUCCUUUCAGGCUCCACCACUGGUUGUCCAUCCCGAUGCGACUGCAACGGACAAGAGCGUUCGGUCGUGUGCCACCGACGGAGGCUGGCGGCCCUUCCUGAGGGCAUCCCCACCGAAACAAAGCAGCUAGAUCUCAGCAAGAACCGUCUGAAAACUCUGGGGCCCGAAGAGUUCAUUAAUUACCCUCAGCUGGAAGAGCUGCAACUAAAUGAAAACACUAUCUCAAGCAUCGAGCCUGGAGCUUUUAGCAACCUCAUGAACCUACAAACUCUGGGUUUGCGCAACAACCAGCUGAAGCUCAUUCAGCUGGGGGUGUUCACAGGCCUGACCAACCUCACCCAGCUGGACAUUAGUGAGAACAGAAUUGUCAUUCUGCUAGACUAUAUGUUCCAGGAGCUAUACAACCUGAGGGCUCUCGAGGUUGGUGACAACGACCUAGUAUUCAUCUCACCCCGAUCGUUUCAUGGCCUCAGCAAUCUUGAAAGCCUCAGCAUUGAGGGAUGCAAUCUGGCCGCGGUGCCCACUGAUGCCCUUAGCCAUCUGCAUAACCUGUUGUCACUUCGAUUGCGCUAUCUCAACGUCACUGUCAUAAGGGAUUACUCUUUUAGGAGGCUGUAUCGGCUCAGAGUGCUGGAGAUGUCCCAUAUGCCUGCUUUGGAUAACAUGACCCCAAAAUGCUUGUUUGGACUCAACCUCACAUCGCUGUCAAUCACAAACUGUAAUCUUACUGUCAUCCCCUACGAAGCCAUCAGUCACCUGAGAUAUCUCCGGUUUUUGAAUCUAUCUUUCAAUCCCAUUCACACUAUUGAAGGGAACCAACUGUUCAACCUGCAGAAGCUCCAAGCUUUUCAUUUAGCUGGUGGGAGGUUAGCUGCCAUUGAGCCCUAUUCAUUCCGAGGACUGAACCACCUCCGUGUACUCAAUGUAUCGAGCAAUAGCUUAAGCACCUUAGAGGAGUCCGUCUUCCACUCGGUGGGAAACCUGGAGACCCUGGCGUUAUAUGACAACCCACUGGCCUGUGACUGCCGCUUGCUUUGGGUCUUCCGCCGGCGGUGGAGGCUUAACUUUAACAGACAACAGCCAACGUGUGCUUCACCUGAGGUUGUACAAGAAAAAGAGUUUAAGGAUUUCCCAGACAUUCUUCCUUCUAACUACUUUACCUGCCAGAAAUCAAAGAUCCUAGAUUCGAAGGUUCCAGAGCGCCAUGUAGAUGAAGGAACUACAGUUCAUUUCGCAUGCCAAGCUGAGGGAGAUCCUGUCCCUGUGAUAAUGUGGCUGUCCCCUAAGAAAGAAUACAUCACUACCAAAACUGCAGGGUCAAGACUUUCUGUGUCCCACGAUGGCACGCUGGAGGUGCGUUACGCCCAAAUCCAGGACAACGGCACCUACUUAUGCAUAGCAAGCAAUGCAGCAGGCAACGACACCAAAGCUGCUCACCUUUUUGUGCAUAGCUACUCCCCUAACUGGCCCCACCAGCCAAACAAGACAUUUGCCUUCAUUUCUAACCAGCCCAGCGACGAAGGCGCUAAUGUGACCCGGGCCACAGUCCCAUUUCCAUUUGAUGUAAAGACACUUAUCAUUGCAACCACCAUGGGAUUUAUCUCUUUCCUUGGAGUUGUCCUCUUCUGUCUUGUAAUAUUAUUCCUGUGGAGCAGGGGAAAAGACAAUACUAAAUCAAGUAUAGAGGUUGAAUAUGUGCCACGUAAAGAGGAAACAGAGGAGGCCAGUCCAGCUGAGGAACCCAUACAGUUCAACAUGAAAAUCAUGUAAACCUCAAGAGCUCACACAGCAGUCGAGAUGCAUACGAUCCUCGCUUCUGCCAUGUACUCGGUUACUGAGCGAUAGAAAUUGCACAGCAGCAAACGCAUCUUGACACUACAGUAUACGUUAGACAUUUUUUGUACUUCAGGGACUUAAUCUUUAAAAACAAAAUGUUGAAUUUCAAACAAUUUCUGUAAAUUUAUAUUGGCAAUACGCAGUCGGUAUGUUAACAUGCAUUCAGUGGCCUGAUUGUGGGACACGAUCAAGUUAUUCUUCUGAAUAAACAUGAUACAAAUAACUGUGCUGAAGGAUGUCACCAUCCUUAAGAAAUCAUUUUUAUAUCGGCACAGCUUUAGAGAAACAAACAGAUUAUUGAGAUCUUAUUGUAGAUUUGUCUUUUACUUCUUGGGACCUACAGUACAAGCACAAUAGUGUAAUCCUAUAUUAGUACCCAGGUUCUGGGAUCCGCAGAUGAAAGCAGUUCCUCUUUCUUUUGCUACAACCCUAUACUGAGAAUCCUUUAAAGAAAUAAUUAGUAACCCGUUGAGAGUUGUAAGUACUUCCUUAAUCUGGUAACGGCUAGAAGCGUGCAUGUUAACACACUGAUGACGACAUAAUCAGUCAGUCCCACAGUAUGUGCUCCCUCUUGCCAGCAAAGUUUGUCAUAAAUGUAUUGACAUGUUCAGCUAUACAUAUUUUUUCUGUACUUUAUUCUUUCCUUGUACAUUAUGCUAUUGCACAAUAGUAAUGCUGUUAAUGGCUGUGGGUUUUGAGCAUAUACAAUCUAAAGAGCAGAUUAAAUAUUUGGUAAACAUGUUGUGAUGUAACUAAACCAAAUGAGAGUAUUAUUGCUGAGUGUAAAAAAGUCCUUUUGAAAGUCAUCUGAUCAAUUUAUCAUUAACUAUAACAAAGCUGCUUUGUUUACCCAUUUGGCAGUUCAAUAAGCACGGCCAGUCUGUCCAAGUCCUCGGGUUAUGUUUUCACUGAUCCAUCUGAAACUGUGAGACAUUCUUCAUUUGUUGCCUAAAGUAAUCUACUUUCCAGCUUUCCGUUGUACAAUACCCAACAUUCAUGUGUAAAAUAGAGUUUAAUGACUCAUAAGGAUUUUAUGUUGUCUAAUUAAUUUCACAGACAUCUCUGCUCUGAUCUGCUCUGAAGAUAAUGUGUUCAUCAACUCUUAAUUGUUGGGCAGAUGAAAAUUCUAUUAAAAUGAAUACCAUUUUA